Messenger RNA from Photinus pyralis (common eastern firefly), 992 nucleotides. RefSeq names its product ferritin subunit-like. NCBI's taxonomy places the organism in Eukaryota, Metazoa, Arthropoda, Insecta, Coleoptera, Lampyridae. The coding region runs from base 173 to 823 and encodes 216 amino acids. The record is from RefSeq and is a predicted model, not a curated record. Gene Ontology annotation, cellular component: cytoplasm. The transcript is spliced from 4 exons. Gene Ontology annotation, molecular function: ferric iron binding; ferrous iron binding. Gene Ontology annotation, biological process: intracellular iron ion homeostasis; iron ion transport.
GGUGUCAUGUGUUUGUGAGUGAUCGCUCCCAAACUUAUCGCGCAAUUACGUCUCUAUCGUUUUUAAUCGUCACUUGUCUAGUUUUAUCUAGUCACCUUCUACACCAGUGAGUGUAAAGGACGGCUAGUGAACAAUAGAAAAACAACUUUGAUAAAAAAAUAUUUUUGUGAAAAUGAAGGUUAUCACUUCUGUUAUUGUUAUUUUCGCCGCUGUUGCAACAUCUUCCGCCAGUCUGCAAUGUGAACAUGCAAAACCGAAUAUUCCAAAGGAUUGGAUAGAUAUGGUUAAACCAUGUGUACAAAAGAUGAGAGCCCAAAUCCAAACCGAAUUGGAAGCUUCAAUUCAAUAUUUAGCAAUGGGUGCCCAUUUCUCCAGGGACAAAAUAAAUAGACCCGGUUUUGCAAAAUUCUUUUUCCAAUCUGCUAGUGAAGAAAGGCAGCAUGCGCUCAAAUUGAUUUCCUAUUUAUUAAUGCGAGGUGAAUUAACCUCAAAUGUCAGCAAACUGAUAAAGAGAACGAUUGUACCAGGUACUUUAUCGUGGGUAAGUGGUGUUGAUGCCCUGAAAGAUGCAUUACGCUUGGAGGCAAAAGUGACAAAAAGCAUUCGUGGUGUUAUCGAAGAGUGUGAACAACCAAAAGAAGAAGAAGGAUUUGGGUUUAAUGAUUAUCAUUUGGUAGAUCACUUGACUGGGGAAUUUCUCGAAGAGCAAUACAAAGGUCAACGUGAUUUGGCUGGUAAAAUAUCAAACCUCGAAAAAAUGAUGGAUGAACACAAAGCUUUGGGAGAGUUUAUGUUCGACAAACAUUUGUUGGAUGAGCUGUAGAAAUUGUAAAUUUAUUUACGUAGUAAUGUAAGCAUGGUUUAUUCCUAUAAUAGACUUUGUGAUAUUUCUUAUCAAUUUAUAUUUUCAGAGUAAUUUAGAAGUGUAUAAAAAUAGUUUCUAUCUUGUAAUAUCUGUAUAUGAUUCUUUAAAUAAAUAGUGAUGUCGAAUA